Molecule: messenger RNA, 2666 nt
Organism: Theobroma cacao (cacao)
Lineage: Eukaryota; Viridiplantae; Streptophyta; Magnoliopsida; Malvales; Malvaceae
Gene: ZFN1
Product: zinc finger protein 1
Molecular function (GO): mRNA binding; metal ion binding
Source: RefSeq, a predicted model, not a curated record
UUUUUUUUUUUUCAAUUUUUUCGAUUUUGUUUUUGUGGAGAAGAGAAAACAACGCUCUUUCCUUUCUCUCAAAAACUAAAAGCAAAAAACUUAAGAAAAAAAAAAGGGAAAAUUGUUUGUUUUGUGGUUUUUUUUUUUUGGAAAACGAGGAAAGACUUUCCGUGAAGAAAAGCUCCCUUUAGUAUUUCUUUUUUUCUCUCUAAAAAAAGUAACCGUUUUUUGGUUUCUCUGGUUUUCGGUUAGGAAGGACGAGAGGAGAGGGGAGGAGGUGGAGUUUUUUUGCUAAAGUGACAGCGUGGUUAGUAACGGGGAAUGAAAAUUCCGGCUUGGAGGUGGUGCUAACGUGACAGUAGUCGGUGAUGGAGGAAAAUGACUGCUGAAUGGAAUUCUCAUUCGAUGCUGGAAUUCCGAUGCCCCGAACAGCAGCAGCGGUGGCAGCAGCGGCGGCGGUGGCUGUGACUGAAGGAACCUCGCUUUCACCGUCGUUGAAUCAAGAUGCUAUGUGGCAAAUGAACUUGAGAUCGAGUGAAACAAUGGAAUCUGGUCCCUACCCUGAGCGUCCUGGAGAACCAGAUUGUUCUUAUUAUAUCAGGACAGGCCUUUGUAGAUUUGGGGCAACAUGUCGUUUUAAUCAUCCUCCUAACCGAAAGCUGGCUAUUGCCGCUGCAAGGAUGAAAGGAGAAUUUCCAGAAAGAGCAGGACAACCUGAAUGCCAGUACUACCUGAAGACAGGAACUUGCAAAUUUGGAGCUACAUGCAAGUUUCAUCAUCCUAGAGACAAAGCUGGGAUAGCUGGGAGGGUUUCUUUAAAUAUUUUGGGCUAUCCUCUUCGCCCGAAUGAGCCAGAGUGUGCUUAUUAUUUAAGAACUGGACAAUGUAAGUUUGGGAGCACUUGUAAAUUCCACCAUCCUCAGCCAACUAAUAUGAUGGUCUCAGUGCGUGGCUCUCCUAUUUAUCAAACUGUCCCUUCUCCUACGACUCCUGGUCAGCAGUCAUAUGCAGGAGGGAUUACAAAUUGGUCAAGAGCAUCUUUCAUUCCCAGCCCCCGCUGGCAAGGUCCUUCAAGUUAUGCACCUUUGAUUUUACCUCAAGGGGUGGUAUCAGUUCCAGGCUGGAAUGCUUACAGUGGUCAACUGGCAUCAGUCUCUUCUUCAGAGAACCUGCUGCAGACAAAUGGAAAUAAUCAAUAUGGAACCACACACCAGAAUGAAUCGGCAACUGCAGGGUCUCAAGCAUCCUUUUCUCAAUUUCGUUCUGGCUCUGUCCCUGUGGGUUUUUAUGCAUUGCAGAGAGAGAAUGUAUUUCCUGAGAGACCUGGCCAGCCUGAGUGCCAAUUUUACAUGAAGACUGGAGAUUGUAAAUUUGGUACAGUUUGUAGGUUUCAUCACCCAAGAGAGAGAGUUCUUCCUGCCCCAGACUGUGUAUUGAGUCCUAUAGGCCUUCCUUUACGUCCGGGAGAACCUCUUUGCAUUUUCUAUUCUCGAUAUGGAAUUUGCAAAUUUGGUCCAAGUUGCAAGUUUAACCAUCCUAUGGGAAUUUUCACAUACAAUUAUUCUACAUCAUCUCCAUCUGAUGCCCCAGUUCACCGUUUAUUGGGGUCUUCUUCAGGAACUGCUGGGUUAAACCUGUCAUCAGAGGGGCUUGUUGAAGCAGGCUCUACAAAAACCAGACGACUUUCACUGUCAGAGAAUAGACAAUUGUCUUCCAGUGAUGAUAAUAUUGACACAGAGGGAUAAGCACUGCAACAAGAUAUGGGCUGAUUACCUUUGACAAUCUUUUGAUGGAUGAGGAAGAGUAAUCUGUAAAUUCAUUUCCCAUUGUUGGAGAUGUACAGAGUUCAUGUCAAGUUGAUUCUGUUCUUUAAAAAAUAUGCAAUUCAGUCGAUAGUUGCCUCUUCUGAAUUUCAUGUUGCUGCAUUGUAUAAAUCUCAAAAUGAUGUCACAUUUGGUAAAACCCAAUGUGAACAGUUCAUCUGUCCCAAAGCUCUUUUUCUUUCUAAUUUUUGUGUUAUGUUUCUUUCACAGUAUGUUAUACGAGGCAUUUCUUUUGCAGUUUUUAUGCCUCAGCCUAAUUUUCUGGUGUAACUUCAUCUAGCUGCUGUGUUUAAGAUUUCCAGUCUAGGCCCUUGCUUUUCAAAUAUGAGUAAUUGUCUGCCACCCUGCUUUGUUCAUACAGCAUAGCUUUAACAUUUAUAUCAUACUUCUUCCUCUUCUUUUUCCUUCUUGGACCUCACAUCCACAGACAUUUCCUAAUAUCAGCCUUAUUUCUUGAGGUAAUAGUUACUAUGUUCCCAUCAUUAAUCAAUCUUGAGUGAUUCUUAAAGUUGUUUCUUGCAUUGACGUAUUUUACUUCUUAAUUAUAUGUGAGAGAAAUUGUGAAGCUGAAGUAUAAAUGAGUAAACAGUUGAUUCCCCUGCAAAAAGAAGUGGAACAGUGUUAUCUAUAUCCUUGUUAGAUGAAUUUUCAAACUCUUCUGAGCUCCUGGUGAUCCGAUCCUACUUCAUGAUACGUGAUUCUCUGAAGAUGAAUUUGAGGCUCUGGAAAAUGAUAGAGAAUCUUCAGAUAUUGCUCAAUAAAAUAUUUCAGAUUUCUAUUAAAUAUCCUUGACAAAAUUAUAUCAGGUCAAGGAUAACAGGGUGCUUAUAGGAUAGAUCAGCGGUUAAAACC